AUGUCGACAGACACGGCAGCGGCAGCUGUGGCAUCACAGGCCCCUACAGCCCCAGCAUCCGAAGACACGGCCGCCACCUACGAGUCUACCCACGUUCACGCCGUCUAUGAGGCCAUUGCCCCCCACUUCUCAGCCACCCGCCACAAGCCUUGGCCUCGUGUCGCCUCCUUCCUCGACUCACUGCCCCCUGGUGCGGUAGGUUUGGACAUUGGAUGCGGCAACGGCAAGUAUCUCGCCGUGAGCCCUCACCUCCAUCUCCUAGGCUCCGAUCGCAGCGCCAACCUCGUCGCCCUCGCCCGUGACAACACAGGCGGUAGCGGCGCGCCCCCGAAGAAGGCCAAAGGCGACGAGCCUCCCGUCGAAGUGACCACCACAGUCCCGUUGGCACGGCGCAACGAGGUCAUCGUCGCCGACUCGCUAACUCUCCCCUACCGUCUCUCCUCCGUCGACUUUGCCCUCUCCAUCGCCGUCCUACACCACCUCUCCACACCGUCCCGUCGUCGCGCCGCCGUUCGCGCCAUCCUCGACACCCUCGUUCCCGCCAACGGCAAGGCCCUCCUCUUCGUCUGGGCCCUGGAGCAGCGCAACUCUCGCCGCGGCUGGGACGCCUCUGCUCCGCAGGACCAGCUCGUCCCCUGGGUCACGAAAGCCAACCAGCCCAAGCGCGACGCCGCCGUCGAGCCGGCAGCAGAGGAGAAGCCAGACGAGACGUGGCACCGCUACUACCACCUUUACAAGGAGGGUGAGCUCGACGCUGACGUUCAAGCUGUCGGUGGUGUCGUACUUGAGAGCGGGUACGAGAGGGAUAACUGGUGGGCCAUCUGCUCGCGGGGGCCGAACGAAACAUAA
Verticillium alfalfae VaMs.102 is the source of this 849-nucleotide messenger RNA. Its product is annotated as tRNA (uracil-5-)-methyltransferase TRM9. Gene Ontology annotation, molecular function: tRNA binding; S-adenosylmethionine-dependent methyltransferase activity. The coding region runs from base 1 to 849 and encodes 282 amino acids. The transcript has a single exon. NCBI's taxonomy places the organism in Eukaryota, Fungi, Ascomycota, Sordariomycetes, Glomerellales, Plectosphaerellaceae. The record is from RefSeq and is a predicted model, not a curated record. Gene Ontology annotation, cellular component: nucleus; cytoplasm. Gene Ontology annotation, biological process: tRNA wobble uridine modification.